This is a messenger RNA of Culex pipiens pallens (northern house mosquito), 1165 nucleotides long. RefSeq names its product trafficking protein particle complex subunit 3-like. The record is from RefSeq and is a predicted model, not a curated record. The transcript is spliced from 2 exons. Gene Ontology annotation, molecular function: DNA-binding transcription factor activity, RNA polymerase II-specific; RNA polymerase II cis-regulatory region sequence-specific DNA binding. The coding region runs from base 214 to 1071 and encodes 285 amino acids. NCBI's taxonomy places the organism in Eukaryota, Metazoa, Arthropoda, Insecta, Diptera, Culicidae. Gene Ontology annotation, cellular component: CCAAT-binding factor complex; TRAPP complex; cytosol. Gene Ontology annotation, biological process: endoplasmic reticulum to Golgi vesicle-mediated transport; regulation of transcription by RNA polymerase II; intra-Golgi vesicle-mediated transport.
AAAAAAUCAAAGUUUUGCUAAAAAGUGAUGAGUUAUGAGUUUUUCUCAUAAUAUUUAGGAAAAUCUUCAGUAAAUCGUGCGCUAAAUUACCAAAAUGUCCCGUCAAAAUACUCGCCUCGACACGAAGAAAGUGUGCAUCUUUUGAGUGAAAAUUAGGAAGAAAGAUUUGUUAAACUAGUGGUGGCAGAGAAAAAAGGGAGGAUACAAUCUAGAAUGCAGCCAGAAGGGGCGGAACGCAAAGGAAACUUUAUUAUCAAAAUGGAAGGAACUGGUCAGGAACAGCAACAGCAUCAGAUUGCCGGUGGCGGCGGUACAUCAAUCCAGGUGCUUCAGCUCAACCAAGCCCUGCAAGAUCCAGCAAAUCAGCAAAUGUUGCUGCAAAGUCUUCAGCAGCAGCUCAACGCUUCCGCUGGCCAACCAAUGCAGGUUGUUCCGUUAAGUUCGCUGUCCACCGGCGGUCAGGGCUUGGUCAUGCCGACGCAAACAAUCCAACAAACGACGACCGCCCAACCCCAGAUGCUGCAGUUCACGCUGGACGGGGGCCAAACAUUCCUGUACCAGCCGGUCCAGCUGCCGACGGCCGAAGCCACCCAGAACUUCAACAUCAACGCGAACAUCGUGCAGAUCCCGCCAAACCAGGUGGGAACGGCCGCGGGCGGUGCCACCACCGGACAAGUCGUAAUGUUGGCCUCAGGCCCCGACCAGAACGGAAUCGCUACCGUUCAAACCCAACCAGCGGCGGCGACCUUUGCCCCGGCACCGGUUCCAACCGCCCAAGCCACAGCUACUCCGUCCCCGACUGGCAACGUCUCCGCCCCGGCGGCCAUCAACGUGGCGGAAGUGGCCGCCGCAGCCGUCGAGUCCGAGGAGGAGCCGCUGUACGUGAACGCGAAGCAGUACAAACGGAUUUUGAAGCGGCGCCAGGCACGGGCCAAACUCGAAGCGCAGGGCAAGAUCCCGAAGGAGCGGCCCAAGUAUUUGCACGAGUCGCGCCACCGGCACGCGAUGAACCGGGUGCGCGGGGACGGAGGGCGCUUUCACACGCACGGUGGCAAGGAAGAAAUGGAGUGAAAUUGUGCGGGAGUUUUGUGUCUGUGUUUGUGUGAUUUCGAUGAAAUGUAAUUUUACGUAAAAUUUAUGUAAGGAAUAAAAGACUUUUUAUGUG